CAAGCAAAUUUGUUUUGAUUUUGUGUGAUAAAAUAAAGUCGGUGAAUUUUCUCCACAAAAAAUGAUUUUAUUAGGUAAACCAUUAGCCCGUAUCGGGCUAAAAAACUGGCAUUUAAGAAAAAACGUAACCACAUGGACCCCAUUGGCCACAGCCUUUAAUUCGCCGCCGUAUAAGAAAAUCAAUUUUACGAGAAAUGAAGCGGGUCUAUUCUGUAUGCCAGAGCUACGUAACCAUGAAGGUUUCUUUCUGCUCAAAGAUAAUGUGGCCAAUAAAACGGAUGAACUGAUACAGGAAGCAAUAUCGGGACAGCGAAAACGAAAGAUGGUGCAAAUUUUUGAUGAACUGUCGGAUUCGUUGUGUAAGGUAGCUGAUUUGUCGGAAUUUAUACGUAUAGCUCAUCCGCAAAGUAAAUAUGCUCAAGCAGCCGAAGAUGCCUGCAUUAGUAUAAGUGGCAUAGUGGAACAUUUGAAUACACACAAAGAACUCUAUAUGGCCUUGCGUAAGGUGGUGGAAAAAGGUGAUCUAUUAGAUACCACUGAUGUAGAUAAACAUGUGGCCAAAUUGUUUUUAUUCGAUUUCGAACAAUCCGGCAUUCAUUUGCAGGAUAAUGAACGCGAUAAGGUGGUGCGUUUGAAUGAUUAUAUUCUGCAACUGGGGCAGAAAUUUAUGCAUGGUGCCGUGCAACCUACUGCCUUCCCCAGAGGUCAAGUGCCAGACUCCAUUAAAACGUAUUUUCCAACCGAAGGCGAUCAUGUUUUAGUUUCUGGUCUCUAUACAAAUUCGGCAAAUCCUCAGGCUCGUGAAGCAGCCUAUAGGUUAUUCUUAUAUCCCUCCGAAAGACAAGAGGAACUUCUCAGUGAUAUGUUAAAAUGUCGUCAUGCUUUAGCUAAAACUUGUGGCUUUGAUACUUAUGCUCAUCGUGCUCUUAAUGCUAGUACAGUGGAAAAUCCUGAAAUGGUGCAACAGUUUAUCGAUGAGUUGACCUCCCAAUUACGUCCCAGAGCUGAUGCUGAUUUUCGUCUUAUGGAACAAAUGAAACGCAAAGAAAGUGGUAAUCCACAGGCUACUUUAUCGGCUUGGGAUACUCCCUACUUUACUUCGCUAAUGAAACGAAAUGCCUUAAAUGCCAGUGCCAAUGAGUUUUUGCCUUACUUUAGUUUGGGCGGUUGUAUGGAAGGUUUGGAUAAUCUUAUGCAAUCUCUAUAUGGUAUAUCACUGCAGAAUACUGAAAUGGAACCUGGAGAGUCUUGGCAUAAUGAUAUCUACAAACUGUCUGUGGUGCAUGAAAAAGAGGGUUUAUUGGGUUAUAUUUAUUGUGAUUUCUUCGAGCGUAACGGCAAACCCAACCAAGAUUGUCACUUUACCAUUCAAGGUGGUAAACGUAUGCCCGAUGGUUCCUAUCAACUGCCUAUAGUAGUGGUUAUGCUUAAUCUAUCACAGCCUCGCUGGACCGGCCCCACCUUACUCUCACCUUCUCGUGUCGAUAAUUUAUUCCAUGAAAUGGGUCAUGCUAUGCAUUCAAUGUUGGCCCGUACCGAAUACCAACAUGUUACAGGCACUCGCUGUUCCACAGAUUUUGCUGAAGUACCUUCGGUAUUAAUGGAAUACUUUGCAAGUGAUCCACGUGUUUUGCGUACAUUUGCCAAACAUUUUCAGACACACAAACCCAUGGAUGAGGAUAUGUUGCAGAGACUGUGUGCUUCGAAGAAUUUAUUCUCUGCUAGUGAAACACAAUUACAAGUGUUCUAUUCGGCCUUAGAUCAAAUAUAUCAUGGUGAUCCGGCGAAGCAAGGUGCAAAUACUACAGAUACUUUGCAAACUGUACAGAAAGAUUACUACAGUUUGCCAUAUGUGGAGCAUACGGCCUGGCAGUUAAGAUUUUCUCACUUGGUUGGCUAUGGUGCAAAGUACUACUCCUACUUAAUAUCGAAAACGAUAGCUUCCUGGAUAUGGCAAAACUAUUUCGAAAAGAAUCCCUUUAAUCGUGAAGCCGGAGAAAAAUAUCGUCAAGAAGUUUUAGCUCAUGGUGGUGGUAUACCUUCCCGUCAAUUAGUAGCAAAUUUCCUUAAAAAAGAUCUCACUCCUCAGAAUUUGGCACACAGCUUAAUACACGAGAUCGACGUCAACAACGAUAAAAUAAAAGAUAUGAUAAAAGUAGAUAAAUAAAU
Molecule: messenger RNA, 2169 nt
Organism: Lucilia cuprina (Australian sheep blowfly)
Lineage: Eukaryota; Metazoa; Arthropoda; Insecta; Diptera; Calliphoridae
Product: mitochondrial intermediate peptidase
Exons: 3
Coding region: 62-2167 (701 amino acids)
Biological process (GO): peptide metabolic process
Cellular component (GO): mitochondrion
Molecular function (GO): metalloendopeptidase activity
Source: RefSeq, a predicted model, not a curated record